Messenger RNA from Alternaria burnsii, 4107 nucleotides. RefSeq lists its product as uncharacterized. The record is from RefSeq and is a predicted model, not a curated record. Gene Ontology annotation, cellular component: endoplasmic reticulum; Golgi apparatus. The coding region runs from base 1 to 4107 and encodes 1368 amino acids. The transcript is spliced from 5 exons. Lineage: Eukaryota; Fungi; Ascomycota; Dothideomycetes; Pleosporales; Pleosporaceae.
AUGAAGCUAUCUGUGUACUUAUACGACGACUACCAGGCAGAACUAAAGAAAUACGAGGAACAGAGUCGCCACACGCAACAAGGCUGUAAAGGCACGAUGAGUGGGAAGAACUGGUGGAACAGCGCCAUCUCGGGCUUGGAGUCGCGACUCGACACGAUACUGGCCGAGGAUGGCACCCCAAAGUCAGCAGGCGCGGGCCCGGAUGCAGCUGCCAAAACAGAAGGCACAGACAAGGCGGCGACGGACAAGAAGCUCGCAGUUGAGCCAGAAGCCUCGCGCAACUCGUCACGAAGCCGACCCAACUCCCGCCUCCAGGACCGUCUAGCCAAGGCCGUGAACAAGGGAUCCGAAGCAAGAACCUCGUCGGAUCUGGGGUCAAGGCCAGCAAGUCCUGCCGUAAAUGCCGUCACCGCAUCGCCGAGGGCAAGCAUAGAUUCAAAGGCGCCAGAAGAAGCUACAACAGUGAAAGAAGAUGAGGCGACCAAGUCAGAUAGCAGUAAGGCCGGGGAGCCUUUACAGACACCACAACCCGCUGUCGAAGCAUCUGCGCCCAUAGUCUCUCCCCCAGCGACUUCACCACCACCUACACCUCUGGUAGCCGAGCAACCAAAAUCGACGCCUGUUCCCACCAUGUCCAUGCCCUCGAUACCCUCAAUUGUCACCCCACAGACAUCUUCCCCACGCCAAUCUUUCGACAGCGACCCGUCGCGGCCCUCUGUCGACGCCAUUACCCCGACACCGCCUCCCGAGGCUAGAGACCCCGAGGAAAUACAAGUCGAGCUAUCUCUACUCCAGAACACAUACCAAGAGACGUUAAAGGACAACCGCGAGGAGCUCAACGCACAUCUAGAGCGAAUUGAUGCUCUACAGUCCAAGUUGACAUACAUGUCUGAGCAACUCGCUGCAUCUGCCAAGGCUGCCAAGUCUGAUUCUGGAGCAACACCGGCAGACAAGAAGCUGGCAGACAAGGAUGCUCAGAUCGCUGCACUCAUGGAAGAGGGCCAGAAGCUCUCAAAGACGGAGAUGAAGCAUCUCACCACUAUCAAGAAGAUGCGCGCCAAGGCUUUGGAACAGGACAAGGAAAUUGCAACUCUCAAGCAGCGAUUGACCAAGGCGGAGAAAAGCAUCACUGAUCAGUCGGAAAGGGCACGGCGCGCAGAGGCGGCGGAAAAGUCGGCGCAGGAGAAAUUGAAAAUUGUAGGCAAGAUUGAAAAAGACAUCGAGACUAUUAGAGCAGAGCGCGAGGAAGCUGGACUUACAAUAUCCGAGUUGCGGAAACAACUCAACGAUGCGCUCUCACGGGCAGAAGAUGCCGAAAAGAGGGUUCAGUCUGGCGCACUGGAAGCAGAGAAGAGGGCCACUGCGUCGCUGAAGGAGGACAUUGAGAACGUGCGGAUAGAGAAGAAGCUUGCCGAAGACCGUGCGAAGAGAGAACUUCAAGUGGCCAGAGAUGAAGCAAAGAGCCAACAGGAGAAAGCAAAGGUCGCCGAGCUGGAGCUGCGUGGCGAGAUCGCUAAUCUAGAAUCUAAGCUAGAAUUGCUCCGCAGCCGCACAGAAGAGGCAUCUUCAUCAGCGGCUGGCGAUUCACAGGCUAAGCUUCUGCGACAGAUCGAGACGUUGCAGACUCAGUACUCAUUAGCUUCCGAGAACUGGCAAGGUAUUGAGACCACUUUGACAUCUCGCGUCGCGGCUCUUGAGAAGGACCGAGACGAAACGGCGAAGCGCGAAUCUGACGUCAGGCGGAAAGCAAGAGACGUCAACUCAAAAGCACGUCGACUGGAAGACGAGCUCGAGAACAUCAACGAGCGAGCCCGAGCAUUCGAGCACGACCUGACCGAGCAGCGUGCUGCAGCCCAAAAGCUGCAAGCUAGGCUCACGCAAGCAGAGUCUGCCGCACAAGAUGCACAGGCAGAACUCGAGCGAGAGAAAAAGGUCUGGGAGGCCGAGCUCCAACAACGAAUAGAAGACGAGAAGAACAAGUGGAAGGUGGAAAUACAGACACCAUCUCUAAUGGGCGAAUCUCAAUACUUGCGGACAGACUCACCCUCUAUAGCCCAACGAAGGCAUUCGCCCGAUCCACUUGGUAUCUACAACCGCCGCCCAAACCCACGUUCCAUCACCAGCGGCAUGGACCUACCCAUGAUGUCCCCCAUGGACCGCAUGUUUGACGAAGCCUCGCGCCGCCCCUCGAGCUCCCGCCACAACAAGUCCAACAAAGUCCGCACCCCGGAAAUCGGGACCCCUCAACGACAAGACUCGAUUCCGUCCAGCAUGUCGAACCUCGCCGGAGGCGUCCCAGACACACCCUCGAUCCACACAGUCGACCACGACAAUGACCCCUUUGAAAACACAUCCUCCCCGCACCGCACCAUCAACGACAUGAUAUCUGUUUCCACCGCCGGCGCCGGCCCCUCGGUCCAACUUGUGGAGCGCAUGUCCGCCGCAGUCCGCCGUCUGGAAUCAGAAAAAGCAACACACAAAGAGGAGCUUGCGCGCCUCACCGCGCAGCGCGACGAGGCGAGGGAGGAAGUCGUAGCACUCAUGCGCGAAGUCGACGAGGCGCGCAAAAACGGUGAUAGGGUCGCUGAUCUCGAGAAGCGCAUGGAUGAGAUGCAGGUUAGAGAGGAGGCGGCAUUGGAUAUGUUGGGCGAGAAGACGGAGAGGGUCGAAGAGCUCGAGGGCGAUAGGUUAGAAAUGUCCCUUUACGAAUUGGAUAUGAGACAUAUGCUGACCUUGUAUAUCUAUAUGUUAGGCUGGACACUACAGGAACUACUUGCUCCAUCAAACGUAGAAUUCUACGAUCAAGACUGGACGUUCAGGGGGAGUAGAAAGGACCACACCGACACUAUAUCCGAGUUCACUUCGAUUCCUACUGAGGUCUUACUCAAGCCAAGAACAAUAUACAUGGAGUCUGUCGGUGCACGGAUGUCUUGGGCUUCCAGUAGAGUUACCAAACGUACCGAAGAUAUAGCGUACUGUCUUCUUGGUAUAUUCGAGAUCAAUAUGCCAUUGAUAUAUGGAGAGGGCAAAAGAGCAUUCCUACGUCUUCAAGAAGAGAUUAUCAAGCGCAACAAUGAUCUCACUAUACUAGGAUGGGACAGUGUGUCAUACUACAAAAGGUGGGAUGGUCUUGUUGAAGUCCUUGCCGGUUCUCCGGCUGCCUUUGCAGGCAGUGCUAAGCUCCAAAACAUCUCCAUAGGAUUAGGGCCCGAGUUCUCCAUCACAAAUCGAGGUCUUCUUCUCACUGGGGACUUCAAAUUAUCCUAUCGAUCAUCGCGCCAGAAGCCGGAAAAGUCCACUUACGUCCUUCAGAUUGCGACUACGGGCGACUCUGCGACUCGUGAGAUUGGCCUUCGAAAGCUGGCACCACAUCUGUAUGGUCGUUUGCGAAGGCUCCCUCCAUCGGGGUACUACAAUGCGUCCUCUGGCUUUGACGACAGUGACUACAUAACCAAAAGUGACAACAUAACCGAGACACCAACAGAUGAAGAUACGAUCUACAUAAGAACUGACUUCCGCCAUACCGAUGACUUUACUCACCUUGCUGCUUCCCGGAAUAAUGCACUGCAUAUUCCCAAGCAAGAAGAUCUCGAAAUCCUUCAAGUAACUCCACGGUUGUUGUGGGAUCACUCGGACGCCGUGUUCCUACAGACGAGACAAGGCACUCCUUAUCCAUAUUACUCCUCCGUAGUAGCUGUUCUAUUUAAAUCUGGGGUUGGAGGAUACAAAGACCAUAUAUUUUUGGUCUACGAAAGCGGUGUCGUACACCCAGUUUUACAUGUUUUCAGCGAGUCCUCUGCCGAGGAACAUCUUCAAGAUAUUGGGAGGCUGUUUCCAGCUUGGAGUGAAGAACGCAGCCGUCGCCUGCGCGGGAGUGACUACCACGACCCAAUCCCCGAGAAGGACAUAUCGUGGGAGGAUAUAAGAAAAGAAGCACCGUGGAUCUUGAAGAAGGGUGACUCGGUCGUUAUGUCUGGCUCUCAAGGCAGGUGCACCAUACGGUUCUUUUUGGAGUCUGACAUGCUCUACCCUUACAAUAUUCCAGUCAUAAGCCUCAAGCCAUCUGUUACUCACAGUCAAUCUGGGAUUGAUACAAUACAAAAGUGA